Cutaneotrichosporon oleaginosum is the source of this 2098-nucleotide messenger RNA. RefSeq lists its product as uncharacterized. Gene Ontology annotation, molecular function: signal recognition particle binding; GTP binding; ATP hydrolysis activity. The record is from RefSeq and is a predicted model, not a curated record. Gene Ontology annotation, biological process: SRP-dependent cotranslational protein targeting to membrane; intracellular protein transport. Gene Ontology annotation, cellular component: signal recognition particle receptor complex; endoplasmic reticulum membrane. Lineage: Eukaryota; Fungi; Basidiomycota; Tremellomycetes; Trichosporonales; Trichosporonaceae.
CCUCCACUGACUCCGUCUUCAUCGCUCCAUCUCACCGUCGUCCACCCCACUUUCCCCAGCAUGCUCGAUCACGUCUCCAUAUCCCAUCAGAGCGGCGUCAUCCUAUGGUCGCGCUCAUUUACCCCAACCUUCGCGGCGUUGGCCAUGACCCCGGCAUCGCCGGUGAACGCGCUCAUCCGCGAGGUCAUGAUUGAGGGCAAGGCACGCACCGAGGACGAAGGGUUUGAGAAAGAUGGCUACAGCAUUCGGUGGACGAUGGAGAACCGGCUCGGCCUUGUCUUCGUCGUUGUCUUCCCCGCGCUCCUGCCCUUGGCGUAUAUCCCCGCUCUGCUCCAGCGAACUAAGCAGCUCUUCCUUUCCUUGUUCCAGCCGUACCUCGAGUCGCUCGUCGACGCUCUUUCAGACCGUUCUGGGCCGCUUGCAGAAGGGUCGCGCUCGGCGCUGCGCAUCCUCGGACAACAGAUCGUCGAUCAACGUUGGGAUGCCAUCUUUGAUCGGUGUCUCAAAAAUCAAGAAGCCACUUCGGGGAGGAAGGGUGGCCGCAUCAUGCCGGCGCGCCAGGCGCAGCUCGCCAACACUGGCGACCAAACGCCGCAUUCGGGCGACGAGGCUCACGGUGCUGUUAGCGCCGAGGAGAUAGCCAAGAACGUACAGGCACUCAAAGGCCGCAUGAAAGGCAGGAAGGGGCGCGGCCGCGACGGCAUGACGCCGUCUCCCGUGCCCUCGCCGCGCAAGGCUUCAGGCGCCCAGGCCAAGCUGAUGCGCAAGUGGGGCGACACGCCAGUGUCAGACGCCGACAUGGCCGCGCUUGACUACUCGUCGCCUGCGCCAGAGAAUGUCACCGUCGACGUUGACGCCCUCGUCUCGCAGGACGCACUGGGCAAGCGCACCGCGACGGGCAAUUAUGAAGUUGCGGACUGGGACUUUGGCCGCGGCAAGAAGAGCGACUUGCCGUCCGAGGAGGAUAUUCUUGCUCGCCGCACGGAGAAGCUCACGAUUGCCGAUGACGAGGAGCCCGCCCCCGAGUCGGCAUGGACGAGCAUGCUCUCACGCCUGUCCGGCAAGAAGGCAAUUACCAAGGAGGACCUGCGCCCAGUGAUUGCCGAGAUGGAGAAGCAUCUCAUGUCCAAGAACGUUGCCAAGGAUAUCUCGGAGAAGCUGUGCGACGGUGUCGCAUCAUCGCUGGUCGGCAAGAAGCUUGGUGGGCUCUCAUCUGUCAAGUCCGAAGUGGAGAAGGCUCUGUCCGCGAGCAUGACGCGUAUUCUUACACCGAAGACAUCGACAGAUCUCCUCGUCGACAUUCAGCGCAAGCGCUCCCAGCCCGGCUCCCUGUCUGCCCCGGACGCCCCACCCGACCCGUACACACUGACGUUUGUUGGCGUUAAUGGCGUAGGCAAGUCGACAAACCUGUCCAAGGUGUGCUUCUGGCUCCUGCAGAACGGGCUGCGUGUGCUUAUUGCCGCUUGCGACACUUUCCGCUCCGGCGCAGUGGAGCAGCUGCGCGUGCAUGUGCGCAAUCUUGGUGCUCUUGGUGACGAGAUGGGCAUGGGUGUGGCGGGCGACGCGCCGGAUGGAUCGCGCCGCAUCGAGCUGUACGAGCGUGGUUACGGCAAGGACGCUGCGGGCAUCGCCAAGGAUGCCAUUGCUUAUGCCAAGGAGCACCGUUUCGACGUCGUGCUCAUCGACACAGCGGGGCGUAUGCAGGACAACGAGCCGCUCAUGCGCGCGCUUGCCAAGCUCGUGACUGUCAACAAUCCCGACAAGAUCAUCUUUGUGGGCGAGGCGCUCGUCGGCAACGAGGCUGUUGACCAGCUUACCAAGUUCGACCGUGCACUGAAGGACUUUUCCGGGGCUGGUGCGGGCGCAGCUCGCCGUCGUGGUAUCGAUGGCAUUCUGCUUACCAAGUUUGACACCAUCGACGACAAGGUCGGCGCUGCGCUCUCGAUGACAUACGUUACUGGCCAGCCGAUCCUUUUCGUCGGCUGCGGCCAGACUUACACGGAUCUGCGGCACCUUCGCGUCAACCACAUUGUGCAGGCGCUUUUGAGCGCCUAGUUGUACUAUCUGCAUUCUUCGGUUAUCCAGUCCUACAGGCCCG